Messenger RNA from Python bivittatus (Burmese python), 614 nucleotides. The record is from RefSeq and is a predicted model, not a curated record. NCBI's taxonomy places the organism in Eukaryota, Metazoa, Chordata, Lepidosauria, Squamata, Pythonidae.
UGCCCUGCGCGCCUCGCUCUUCGUCGCCGAGGUUGCUGAGGCGACAAAAAUGGAGCGGAUGCGGGUGGUCCUCGGGCAUGUGGCCGGCUCCGGACAGCGGCGGGCCUUGGCGCCUUCUCCUUUCCGGAGCUGGCUGUCCGGCCCGGACGACGUGGUGGUGGUGCACGGGCGGCGGACCCCCAUUGCCAGGAGCAACCGGGGCGGCUUCAAGGAAACUACACCUGACGAGCUUCUGGCUGCGGUCAUGACUGCUGUCCUGAGCGACUUAAAGCUAAGCCCCGAGAGGCUGGGCGAUAUCUGCGUGGGGAACGUACUUCAACCUGGCGCUGGAGCCCUGAUGGCGAGAGUUGGGCAGUUUCUAAGGUGAACUUUGCGGUUGGGCCGUCUACAAGUGAGGCAGUGGGCACCGUCGUCAUGGCCGAGACGGAAGAGGGAUCUGGCUUGGUUAAUACUGACAAGCUAGGACAGAGGCCACAUGAAUGGGCCACAUCUGACAUCGGGCACUUGCGCUGCUAUUUUGUGUUUGCUGUUUGCACUGCAUAUGACUGAUGCAACUGGGAUUAUUCUGUAGAAAGAGGAGCUGUUAGUUGUUGUUUAGUUGUUAAGUCGUGUCC